AUGUUUCCAUCAUCAUUCGUUGAUCGUUGGUCGCGAAGCAUCAAGACGCGUCGCGAUGAGCAGCUCCAUGAUUUUCCCAACUACCACCUCUCGAACCCGGAGGAGCUCGUGACAACAAGCACCCCCAAGUCCAUCACUGUCGGCACUGGCGUGUCUAUCUACAAGCAGACACUGCUGCCAGCAAUUCUUACAGCUCAUCAUGAAGUCAUCCUUGUGACCUGUUUCUGGGCCGAAUCCGACACCCUGCGAGCGCUUCACGAGACGCUUCACGCGCUGGCCAAACGUCGACGCGAGGCCAUCGCUGUCAAUCCUGACCGCUCCGCCUUGCCACGCCUUCGCAUCCGCAUCGGCUUCUCCUCGCGCUCGUUCUUCCAAAAGAUAUUCCACCCAUGGUCUCGCGAUGGUCACGCCUACCCUUCCUCUGCCUGGGCCAAGCUGGGUCUGCCGCCCGACGAUGUAUUGAAGGCAGCCCGCAUCAAUCUUUCCGUCAAGAGCCUCUUCUUCCUACCGUUCAGUGUCAUGCACCCCAAGUUUGUCAUUGUCGACCGUGAGCGCGCUUUCAUGCCGAGUUGCAACAUUAGCUGGGAGGUGUGGUUUGAGGGAUGCGUCGAAUUCACCGGCCCAGCUGUUGCGCAGCUGCUGCGGUUCUAUGCAAGUGUGUGGGACGGCAAUGUACGGCAGGCCGCCGACUGGGACGACAGCUGGGCCCGUGAUGUCCAGUCGACACCACAAAUCGAGCCAACCCGGAACGCGCCCGACUCAGCGAGCCAGAAGCGGCUACUUGACCCAACGCCAACGCCCACUAUGAUCCUCCCAUCGUCUCAUCAUGUCAACCCUAGCUUCCGUUGCAUCCCCUUCCUCGGCCGCCAGACCUCCCCGGCAACUCCUUUGAAUGCUGCUCUUCUCGACCUCUUCGCUUCGGCUCAUACUCAGAUUGAUAUUAUCACGCCAAACCUCACCUGCCGCGCCGUUGUCGACGCGCUCCUCGCAUCACUUGCCCGUGGCGUCAAUGUCCGCAUUCGCACGAAGUCGUAA
Molecule: messenger RNA, 1035 nt
Organism: Verticillium alfalfae VaMs.102
Lineage: Eukaryota; Fungi; Ascomycota; Sordariomycetes; Glomerellales; Plectosphaerellaceae
Exons: 1
Coding region: 1-1035 (344 amino acids)
Molecular function (GO): catalytic activity
Source: RefSeq, a predicted model, not a curated record